Monopterus albus (swamp eel) is the source of this 1850-nucleotide messenger RNA. RefSeq names its product family with sequence similarity 81 member B (gene fam81b). The transcript has 8 exons. The record is from RefSeq and is a predicted model, not a curated record. Lineage: Eukaryota; Metazoa; Chordata; Actinopteri; Synbranchiformes; Synbranchidae. The coding region runs from base 222 to 833 and encodes 203 amino acids.
AAUGUUCACACUCACAGGUCAGCAGAUAUUCUGCCUUGAUAGUUUGUAAGUUAAGAUGCUUCCCUACUUACUAUAUACAAUACAGCAUUCAAGCAUUGCCAUGGUGAAGUUUCUAGCAGGCAGGCACACCCCCAUUCAAGGAGACCUCAGUUACCAAGUGACCUGAAAACACAAACACAUUAAGAGAAGCGACUGAAGAAAAGCACAGACCUAAAAGAAGAAUGUCACAUGGGUCAAAGUUAGAGCCCUAUUACAAUCACAGCAGGCCCGAUGUCUUGGAGGGUCGUAUGAGCAGUCAGGAGAGGACACUGGCAGUGUUGCUGGAGCAGGCUUUCAGGAUCAAAGAAGAGGUGGCAGCAGGCCUGCAGUCCACCCAGGGCUCUGCCCAGGUGCAGGCACUUUCUUGCAAGCUGCUGGAGAAUCACAUACUGACCAUCACCCGCAUCGUCAAGCAGCUUAGCUUGGACAUACAGGCACUGGAGAAACAAAUUGCUCAGCGAGACUCUGUUGCCUCUGAAACCACACUAGCUGUUCAACAGCUAGACCAGAAAAACAUGGCUAACGUAGGAGACCUGAGAGGAAGAGUGGCCAGGUGUGAUGCCAGUAUUGCCAAGCUGAGUGCUGAUGUGAGCUCUAGGGAGCGGAAGAUGAUUAGACUGCAGCAGGAGGUGGCAGAACUCAGGUCAGCUGUGGAUGCAAGGCUUAAGGAACUGGAAGCUAAGCUUCACCAUGACCUGAGAAAACUGGAGACCUCAUUGGCACAACACUCCCAUGGCCAAAAGAGCUCCAUGUCUGAUCUGCAGAGACAAGUUAAACUACUAGAAGACAUGUAAGGCCAUUAGUUAAAAUGGCACAACCCAAUCACACCUGGAUUACCUGUUAUGACACUAAGGCAUGUAAUAUUCUCAUUUUGCUUUUAAUCUAUUCCGAUUUGCUGCUCAGUUCUGUUCAUUCCAGAGUCGUGGUCAAAUAUUGACAAAAAGACAAAUAGAGUAUAAUUUUUCAUCUUUUAUUCAUCUAAGUUUCUGCAACAGGUAAAACAAUGACUAAAACAAAGAAAGAACAUUAUCACAAACAUAGGAUCAUGUAAUAUAUAUCCACUUGCCAAUCUACUGUAGGUUUGACCCUUUGUGUAUCCUUUCUAUGAGGAUGUCAGGUGAGCUAAAGGAAGCCAAGGAGCAGACAGAUCUGCUGAGGAAGUGGACAGAACAACAGCUAAACAGCUCUAUGCAAACACACACAGAGACCAGCCAACAACUCCGCUCACUACUACAAGACAAAAUGGUAGAGGCAGAGUCUAGAUUAGCUGACUGGCUGCGUGCUCUCGAGGCCAGGAUGGAGCACUUUGAGACCCAGUUGGACCGGGAGGCCUGUAGUCGGGCAGAGCAGCUGAAACACUCUGAAACCAGACUCAGUAAAAGAAUGACUGCAGUGGAGAACAGCCUUCAUCAGGAGCAGCAGCUGAUCAAACAGGAAUACCACAAAGGGUUCCUGUCUGUGCAUGAAGCCCUUGAGUCCCUGAGGCAGAUAGGUGACAUCAAAUCCCGCCUUGACAAGGAGAAGCUUCAGAAGGAUAUCAGGCACAUCUGCAGCAAAGUGGCAGAGCUCGGUGACCUGUGACAUUAUCAACUCAAGAGAUGCAACUGUUUAAUGUUGCACCUAUCCUGAAGGAAUUACUUGAGUCAAAAGCUUUUUAAACUGAAAGACCUACUGCGAGUGAAAGUGAUGAUUGUUUCCUCACUAGCUUUAUUCCUAUCUUAUUCUAGGACCCCACAGCUAUUCAGAAUGAGACUAUAUGUGAUAUAAUCCCUCUUUAAUCAUCAGAGAAAUUAUCUUGCAAUUUGAAGCCU